This is a messenger RNA of Phaeoacremonium minimum UCRPA7, 681 nucleotides long. RefSeq lists its product as hypothetical. The record is from RefSeq and is a predicted model, not a curated record. The coding region runs from base 1 to 681 and encodes 226 amino acids. NCBI's taxonomy places the organism in Eukaryota, Fungi, Ascomycota, Sordariomycetes, Togniniales, Togniniaceae. The transcript has a single exon.
AUGUCGGAUCCGGCCGCGCACUAUCCGAUGCUCCAUGCAGUCAAUUCAUCCAAGUCAAGGACGCAUACACCUGUCACUUCAUAUGUUCCCAUCGGAGUGAACGCCGACAGCCCCAUGCCCGUAGGCAAAUACUACCCCUCGAAUUACGAGUCUAGAAAUCCCGGCCAGAACCCGACCCCAAACAAAUCGCAACACUUGCGGCCGCCGACCAGUGCUCCCACCGCUGCAUCUGUCAAGUCAGACACCCAGGUUCCCAAGUAUCGAUCCGACUCAUCACACGCCCGCUCCGACUCCGAGGCCAAGCGCAGGUUACAACAGUAUCAGCGCGAUAUGGUCGCACAAGCCACCUUGGCUGCGAGGCAACUGAUGGGCAAGCGCGGCGGUUCCAAGAUAGUGAACUCCUCGAUACACGGAAUGUCCGUGGGCAACAUCAGCCUGAACAAGUCCAUGGGCCAGAAGCCGACAUCACCGCGCCUCUUGCCCUUGGGUAGCCCCGGACCAGUUACGCCAAUGGAUCUCGAAGGCGGUGACUCCUACUUGACGUUAGGGCGCGCUGUUUCCGGGCCCGAUGCGGAACGGGAGGCCGAGGAGAUUGCUCGGGCAGUCCGGAAUGAGGCAGAGCGCCGUCGCAGAGAGGGCGCCACAUCGCCCGCAGUGGAGCUGGGCCCCGUUACUUUCUGA